AUGUUAACAUAUAGAGUAUAUCCUCCAGGACUUAAUCAUAAUAGAGUAUCCCAGUACAAGAUUAACAUAAUAGAGAUCUCCCACAGAGACAAAUAAAGUAUCUCCUCAGAUUAACAUAAAUCGCGUAUCUACUACAGAUUAACAUAAGAGAGUAUAUACUUACAGAUUACAAUCAUAGAGUAAUCUCCUACAGAUUAACAUAUAGAUUAGUAUCUACUACAGAUUAACAUAAUAGAGUUAUCUACUACAGAUUUAGUAAGUAGAUAAUAGAGUAUCUCCUACAGAUUACAUAAUAUAGUAUAUACUACAUAUUAACAUAAUAUAGUAUCUACUACAGAUUUAGUAGUAGAUAAUAGAGUAUCUCCUACAGAUUAACAUAUAUAGUAUAUACUACAUAUUAACAUAAUAUAGUAUCUACUAACAAAUUAAACAUAAUAUAGAUAUCCUACAGAUUAACAUAAUAGAGAUCUACUACAUAUAACAUAUAGAAGUAUCUACUACAGAUUAACAUAUUAGAGUAUCUCCUACAUGUUAAAACAUAAUAGAGUAUAUCCUACAGAUUAUAACAUAAUAGAGUAUCCAUUACAGAUUAAACAUAAUAGAGGAUCUCCACAGAUGAAAUAAUAAGUACUAUCCUACAGAUUAACAUAAUCGCGUAUCUACUACAGAUUACAUAAUAGAGUAUAUACUACAGAUUAACAUAAUAGAGUAUCUCCACAGAGUAACAUAAUAGAGUAUAUCCUACAAUUUUACAUAAUAAGUAUCUACUACAGAUACCAUAAUAGUAUCUACUACAUCAUGUAUAGUAGAUAAGAUUAUCUCCUACGUUAACAUAAUAUAGUAUAACUACAUAUUACCUCAUAUAGUAUCUACACAGAUUAACAUACUAGUAUAUAUAAUCCUACAGAUUAACAUAAUAGAUAUCUACUACAUAUUAACAUAAUAGAGUAUCUACUACAGAUUAACAUAUAGAGGUAUCUCCUACAUGUUAACAAUAAUAGAGUAUAUCCCUACAGAUUAACAUAAUAUGAUAUCAUUCCAGAUUAACAUAAUAGAGGAUCUCCUACAGAUAAACAUAAUAAAGUACUAUCCUACAGAUUAACAUAAUCGCCGUAUCUACUACAGAUUAACAUAAUAAGUAUAAUACUACCAUUAUAACAUAAUAGAGUAUCUCCUACAGAUUAACAUAAUAGAGUAUAUCCUACAGAUUAACAUAAUAGAGUAUCUCCUACAGAUUAACAUAAUAGAGUGUAUCCUACAGAUUAACAUAAUAGAUUAUCUCCUACAGAUUAACAUAAUAGACUCUAUCCUACAGAUUAAUAUAAUAUAGUAUAUCCUACAGAUUAACAUUAUAGACUAUCUCCUACAGAUUAACAUAAUAGAGUAUCUCCUACAGAUUAAAAUAAUAGAAUAUCUCCUACAUAUUAACAUAAUAGAGUAUAUCCUAAAGAUCAACAUAAUAGAGUCUCUCCUACAGAUUAACAUAAUAGAGUAUAUCCUACAGAUUAACAUAAUAGAGUCUCUCCGACAGAUUAACAUAAUAGAGUAUCUCCUACAGAUUUACAUAAUUGAGUAUAUCCUACAGAUUAACAUAAUAGAGUAUCUCCGACAGAUUAACAUAAUAUAG
This is a messenger RNA of Coregonus sp. 'balchen', 1627 nucleotides long. Lineage: Eukaryota; Metazoa; Chordata; Actinopteri; Salmoniformes; Salmonidae. The record is from the annotation of a GenBank genome assembly.